AUGAUCAAACAAAGGCUUCUGAGCUUACUGGCGUUAUGCUCGACGAGGGUAUCUGCUUCGGUGACCGUGCGGAAGACGGAUAAAGGCCCAACCGGCUACGAGGUGGACUUCAAAUAUAUAAACACCACAGCCAGUCGUGUGCUCAUCGGCGGAGGGUUGCAGCCGUUUUCGGAUCACUUCCACACAACUCUAAACACUCGCGCGUGGUACGAUCCUCAUGACUAUCAGCCCGGAGACUUCUAUGUAUCCUUCGGCCAGACACCCGACGACUACCAGUGGCCGCACUGUAACUACGCACCAAACUGCAGUAUCGUUACCGGCCAACUCGUCACUGAUCCGGACUUGCCUCCGUUCCAAAACGUCGAGGGAGAUCAAGUAGCAUCUAGCUUCCAGGUACCGUUCAAUGCGCAAUUCCAAGGCACCGAGGACAUAAACGCGAACUUCGACUACGCACUACCUGCCCCCGCUGAGUUUCGGGGUACCAUCAAAUCCGUCAACUAUACAUCACCGGGGUCUAUCCAUCCGGAGCCUGACGUGCAUCAUCUUGGUCUUUACCUCCCAGCAGAGUACGGCAAGGUAGAAGGGAAGAAGUACCCGCUUCUGUACCUGUCACACGGCGCUGGCGGCAACGGAAAUGACUGGGAGAACCUAGGUCGAAUGUCGAGUAUCAUCGACAAUUUAAUCGCCGGAGGCCACAUCGAGCCUACCGUUGUGGUAAUGCCGUCGUUUUAUAAUCUAGACGACAGCUUACCGCGGUUCAUCAUGGGGAACGUGUCCACCAUGUGGGAGUUACCGACAUCACAACAUAUCCGCGAGAACUACGAGAAAUACCUAUUCCCGUGGGUAGAAGAGCACCUUGACGUAUGCGACACGCCCUCAUGCCGAGCCUUCGCGGGCCUGUCGUGGGGCGGUCGUCUCACGUACGAGAUGUACGUCAACGCGACUGACUACUUCAACUGGUUUGGGAUGUUCUCGCCCGCAACCGAGGCGCCGUACGUCGACGAGGCAGCGCUGGCGGCAAAUCCCGCGUUAGCUGAAAAGGGGCUGUUUGUCGCGUACGGACUAUACGAUUCGGUCUUGACGCGCGGUAAGGACAUGCAGGCCGCCGCGACGCUUUGGAUAUCAAGUUCCUGUCGCGGAUCACGCCGGUUCGCGGCCACUACUGGAAUACGUGGCAGGACGAGCUGUGGUGGUUCGGGGUCAAAGCGCUGUGGAAGCCGUUUCCGUACACGCAACGGACCGGGCGGUAGGGUUUAA
Messenger RNA from Daldinia childiae, 1257 nucleotides. Its product is annotated as Carbohydrate acetyl esterase/feruloyl esterase. Bases 1 to 1257 code for a protein of 418 amino acids. The record is from RefSeq and is a predicted model, not a curated record. NCBI's taxonomy places the organism in Eukaryota, Fungi, Ascomycota, Sordariomycetes, Xylariales, Hypoxylaceae. The transcript is spliced from 2 exons.